Molecule: messenger RNA, 459 nt
Organism: Exophiala bonariae
Lineage: Eukaryota; Fungi; Ascomycota; Eurotiomycetes; Chaetothyriales; Herpotrichiellaceae
Exons: 1
Coding region: 1-459 (152 amino acids)
Source: RefSeq, a predicted model, not a curated record
AUGUAUCAAUCUGGGGAUGUUCCAUCUUUCCCCAAAUUUAUUGGAGCAAUAAAUGAAACAAGUGGCAGUGUCAGUAGUAACACAGCACAACCUGUGAGCAUUCCAGCCCUUCGACUUAUGACAGGUCUCCAAUUCAAGCGGAUCGCGCAGCAAGGUGCGUAUGGACAUGAUCCACGUGGCGUUUGGGCCAGAGACGAGAUUGCGAAAGAUGAAGGCAUGCUAUCAAAUCUCGACGCUGCAACCACUAAAGCCAAAGAGACACAUGAAGCACUCUAUCUGGCAUUGAAGGACCCGCAGAGACAGGUCGCGUCCCGUGCAGCGAUAUGGAAGCUCGCGCUUCCUGCAGACUGGAUGGCGGGCUAUGAAGAUCCGGAGGUCGUGGCAGGGCGGCAGUCUCUUCGAUCCGUGGUGGUGGAUACAUGGUUUUUCGCGAUACACCAGUUCCCAUACACGACAUAG